AUGUUCGGAUCUGACAAGACAGUCGUGCAACUUCGCGAACUGCGCCCGGACGCCUGCAGAGAGUUAGCUGGAGUCCUCUGCCGUCGUCCUGACUAUGGCAUUGCGCGCCCGUCAGCCCGCUGGCUUAGUCGCCAGGAAGAGAAGAUUGAAGCUCUACCAAAGGUACUGCUUAACCCGGGCAAGCUUAAGCGCAAGUGGUUCGAGUCAAUCAGCAAGCUCGAAAACAGGCUCGGAGAGUACUUACCCGAAUCGAUCCCGAACACAGGAAGAGUAGUACCACCCAGUGCAGUUCUCUGCCCCUCCCACGAACGUUUGAACUGUUAUCUCAUUCGCAAUAUCUUCUUCGCUGUAACCAAGGAGGUGAGCGGUGACUACAUGGAUGCUCUUCGAGAGUGUCCGGGGAAGAAUCCGGCGGUUUCUGCCUUCUUGACCAGGAUCGACUCUCUCCACGCAUUUUGGGUCGACCGAGAAGUUUUCCAAAAGAUGUUUGGAGCAUCUCCCCAUGACGACCGCUUCGUCAGGAUCGAGAGUAACUGCGAGGCUUGUAUUCUCGCCGCCAUUGGUGCCAAUGGUCAAAUCUUGGCAGAUCUUUAUGGCUGGCUCAAAGUGCGCAGAAAACAUGUCAGGGAUUUCAACCGGGCCGCCAAGUCGAACGGGACCAAAAGAGAAGAGCCAGUCUACUUGCACCGCUUGGUGAGACUAUGGAUUGAACACUUGAAGAAGGCAGAUAGAGACGAAGUUCGUCGUCGUGGCGGGGAUAUUUCCGCAGAGCUGAUCCGGAUCUGGCCGUCAGUCAAAAGGGACUAUAAGAAAAAAAAGAAGGCGGCGGGAAAAGCCAACGGGGACACCUAUCAGGAGAUACGAACCAACAAGGACGGCAGCAAGAAAAUAGUCCAGGUGCGCGGACAGGAUCACGGCUUCAAUAUUCGUCUGCCACGGACGAAUGUCGAGUCUGCUGCUCUGCAACGCAACAUGGCCGGGCUGCACCACGUUUCUGACGCUCGUAGCGUGUACCGUGACGGAACUGUCAUUGAUGACGAAGGUAUGUAUACCGAUUCAGUCAUUGCUGACUUUCAACGGCUCGGGAUAGACUUACAGGACCGUGCAGGACAGGCAAAUGCGCGACCGGGCGCGCCCGCAUCACAGCGCGACGGCUUUGCCAAUCGCUUCGCUGGCGAGGUCCCUCCACCGUUGCCGAAUGACUAUCUUGCGCGUAUGGAAGAUGAUGACGAUGACGAUGACAAAGAGGACGAGACGUACCAGCAUGAGUACGACGAGAGGGACUAUGCCGAGGAAGCGGCCAGUGUCUUGAAGGUCCAGAAUUGGUACCAACAGCAAGCAUUCAAUGCGACAAAGACCAAUCUGAGUAGCCUGGACGCGGGAAGCAUCCAUCCGGCAUUUGCAACCAAUCGCUCAGCUCUGCCAGAAGCACUUGACAUCAGAAAGGACCAGCGAGUCGAGUCGUAUCAGCCGGCGCGUAAAGGCUGGCAGAAGCCAGAGAGGGACAUUGAUGAGCCCGUGCUACACUCCCCUGGAGCCGACGCUCGGUCCGAGUGGGAAGAUGCCUCUGUGUAUACGACUGCAGAUGCCUUUGAGUCGGUCAAUCUGGCCGGAGCACCACCGAUGCCGCAGAUUCCAUCUCAGUACCGAUAUGACCAGAGGAGCAGACGAGAUCUGCCGCCAAUCGAUACCAACUCUUCGGUGCCCGGAUUAUCCUCCAUCCCUGAUCUCUACCCUGAUCGCGGGAGCAGCCAAGCUUUCUCGCCUCAAUCGUCUCGUGGUCCGAGGGAAGACCCUUUCGAGUAUGAUGGGCGAAAGCGGCCCUCAGGCCCCGAUCCCGAACCCUUUAGUCGCCCGCCUCCGCGUCCGCCGCAGACCAAGGCCGAUCGACGCAAGUACUUAUUCCACGACGACGAUUCAGUGGCUGCUUCGCACCUGACCAUUACGAACAAAAAGUACCUGCGCCAGAACAAGGGCAGAAUUAAGGAGGUUCCUGUAGAGGCGAACCCCUUUGUCCGCAAGGAGAGCAAGCGCGUCAAGAGGGACGAUGGUGGAGACGUUGAAAUGACGAGCCCCAUGAGUCCACAUUCUAGAGGAGGAAGUAGCCGCGGUGGUGGCUAUGAUGAUGGGCGCCCGCGAUACGAAGGCUAUGCCGCACUGAAUCGUGAAGCAGAGGAGCGGGCCAGAAGGGCCGCCAGCAAUCGAUAUGACGACGAACCUGUGCGCCCGAGAUCGGGCGGUAGUAGGAGCAACACGACUUACAGUACGGGACCGCGAUAUGAAGGAUACGCGGCGCUGAACCGUGAAGCCGAGGAGCGCAGUGCCCGAGACACACGAAGUCGGGACCAUGUGUAUCCCUACAGUCCCGACACUGACACGCCACCCACGUCCCGGCUCGGCUCGCCGAGGACGGAUCAGGGGAGAGGCGGCUGGGGCGACGACGCAUCUGAGAUUCGACCCAUUGACUCGGCGAGCAAUAUGGCGUGGAGGAAAGACUCGCAUGCGACAACGACGCUGGGUGACUUUAUCGACAGCCACCGCAGUCACGAAAGGAGACGGUAA
Molecule: messenger RNA, 2562 nt
Organism: Pestalotiopsis fici W106-1
Lineage: Eukaryota; Fungi; Ascomycota; Sordariomycetes; Amphisphaeriales; Sporocadaceae
Exons: 1
Coding region: 1-2562 (853 amino acids)
Source: RefSeq, a predicted model, not a curated record